GCAGUUCAGUCAGACUCGUGUUAGUGUGAACAGGAACAGAACACUUGAGCAGAAAAUGGCAGAAGUCCCUCCAGCCGCUGCACCGGCCAAAGCCGCCAGGAAGAAGGUUUCCAAGCCGAAGGCAGCUGGCCCCAAAGUCAGCGAUCUCAUCGUUGAAGCUGUGGCCGCAUCCAAGGAGCGAAGCGGCGUGUCUCUGUCCGCCGUCAAGAAGGCUCUGGCUGCCGGAGGCUACGAUGUGGAGAAGAACAAUUCCCGCGUUAAGACCGCCAUCAAGAUCCUGGUCGUUAAUGGGACACUGGUCCAGAUCAAGGGCAUCGGAGCGUCCGGAUCAUUCAAGAUAAGCAAGAAGGUUGCCGAGCCUAAGACCAAGAAGCCCGCAGCCAAGAAAGUCGCUCCUAAAGCCAAGAAGCCCGCAGCCAAGAAACCUGCAGCGGCCAAAAAGCCCGCGGCAGGAAAGAAGUCUCCCAAGAAGGCGAAGAAACCCGCAGCAGCCAUGAAAGCAGCUCCCAAGAAGGCCACCAAGAGCCCGAAGAAGGUCGCUAAAAGCCCGAAGAAGGUCGUUAAAAAGGCUGCAAAGAGCCCCAAGAAGGUGGUGAAAAAGGCCCCUGCAGUCAAGAAAUCCCCCGCAAAGGUCGCCAAACCCAAAGCGAAGAAGGCAGCACCCAAGAAGAAGUGAGCUGUCAUCAGACUGAUCUGACUAAGAUCCACAAAAGGCUCUUUUAAGAGCCACCCAUUUUGUCAUAAUGAGCAUAUUUCUUGUGUCAAUAACUGCAGUCAGAAUAAGAUGAGAGACGAGAUGCAAAACGUCUUAUUAUGAACACGUUUGCUAGUAUGAACAUGUUUGAUCUCAGACAUCGAGACAGUAUGUGCAAUUUGAUAAUAAUGAAUAACCUUAAUAUUCAAAUAAUGUCAUGGUUAUUAUACUUAAGGGGCAAUCCGAUUAACAGAAACAGUACUGUUGAAUAUGUACAAAGUCCAGAAGUGUAGUUAGCGCUAUAACCAGCCCACAGCACACACAGCCCAUCACACACUACAGCCACCGUUCAUCCACAGAUUCAUGCCAUUAUCUUCCAAACUGUUUCUUUUGCUUUAUUUCUGUUUCCAUACUUGAAUAUUAUUAUACCAGUGUCCAAUCUUCAAUUAUUUAAUUUAAAUGUUGCAUGGAUUGCUUUGUUCUGAAAAGGUCAUUUAUUUUAUCUGUAGAACAUUUUUAUAAUAAUUAAACAUAAAUAAAUACAUUAACAGCUGUCAGUCAGCAAAAGCACCCUGCAUAUAUCUCUCUCCAUAUCAAACAGUGCUGACUGUGUAAUUGACAACAGAUGGAAAGCUUCAGUUUCUGCACUUUUUCUCAGUUAAUUCAAUAUGAUUUCUUAAUGUUAUUGGUGUGUUUUAAGGUGACUACUUUUGUGUGUGUAAAUGAAUUUAUAAACUCCUUUUCUUUUUUUGUUUGUUAAACUAGAUAUUGUAUUUUGGGAGAUUUGCCUUUCAGGACAAGGUAGCAGUCAGAGUUAUGGUUAACUCUGACUUUGCUUGUUGAUGUAUUUUGAUAGAAUAACUAUUGUUAACCUUUCACUCAUAAGUACAAAUAAAACAGUGAGGCUUUAA
Messenger RNA from Gymnodraco acuticeps, 1605 nucleotides. Its product is annotated as histone H1-like. Gene Ontology annotation, molecular function: structural constituent of chromatin; DNA binding. NCBI's taxonomy places the organism in Eukaryota, Metazoa, Chordata, Actinopteri, Perciformes, Bathydraconidae. Gene Ontology annotation, cellular component: nucleosome. The record is from RefSeq and is a predicted model, not a curated record. Gene Ontology annotation, biological process: nucleosome assembly. The transcript has a single exon. The coding region runs from base 56 to 676 and encodes 206 amino acids.